Sorex fumeus (smoky shrew) is the source of this 3255-nucleotide messenger RNA. RefSeq names its product amyloid beta precursor like protein 2 (gene APLP2). The coding region runs from base 73 to 2409 and encodes 778 amino acids. Gene Ontology annotation, biological process: central nervous system development; axonogenesis. The record is from RefSeq and is a predicted model, not a curated record. Gene Ontology annotation, cellular component: membrane. The transcript has 18 exons. Gene Ontology annotation, molecular function: serine-type endopeptidase inhibitor activity; transition metal ion binding; heparin binding. NCBI's taxonomy places the organism in Eukaryota, Metazoa, Chordata, Mammalia, Eulipotyphla, Soricidae.
UCCCGGAGUGGCCGCUGCGCGUCCGCGAGUGUCCGCGCCUGCGAGCCCAGCUCUCGAGCGACCCGGCGAGGGAUGGCGGCCUUCGGCACUGCGGCCGCCGCGGCCGCGGCCCGGCUCCUGGUCGUGCUGCUGCUGCUGGGGCUCACGGCGCCCGCCGCCGCCCUGGCCGGCUACGUCGAGGCGCUGGCGGCCAAUGCCGGGACGGGCUUCGCCGUGGCCGAGCCCCAGAUCGCGAUGCUCUGCGGGAAGCUGAACAUGCACGUGAACAUCCAGACCGGCAAGUGGGAGCCGGACCCCUCGGGCACCAAGAGCUGCUUCGGCACCAAAGAGGAGGUGCUCCAGUACUGCCAGGAGAUGUACCCUGAGCUGCAGAUCACAAACGUGAUGGAAGCCAACCAGGCGGUCACUGUGGAGAACUGGUGUCGCCGGGACCGGAAGCAGUGCCUGAGCCACAUGGUGAUCCCCUUCAAGUGUCUGGUGGGUGAGUUUGUGAGCGACGUGCUGCUGGUGCCAGAGAAGUGUCAGUUCUUCCACAAGAAGCGGAUGGAGGUGUGCGAGAACCACCAGCAGUGGCACACUGUGGUCAAGGAGGCCUGCCUGACCCAGGGGAUGACCCUGUACAGCUACGGCAUGCUGCUGCCCUGCGGAGUGGACCAGUUCCACGGCACCGAGUUCGUGUGCUGCCCCCAGGCCAAGGUCAUGGCCUCCGCCGUGGUGAAGGAGACCGAGGAGGACGAGGAUGAUGAGGAUGAAGAUGACGAGGAGGAGGAGGAGGAAGAGGAGGACUAUGACCUUUACAAAAGUGAGUUUCCUACAGAAGUGGAUUUGGAAGACUUCACCGAAGCGGCUGUGGAGGAGGACGAUGACGAUGAGGAGGAGGAGGAGGAGGAGGAGGAAGAAGAGGUGGAGGAGGACGGGGAGGAGGAGGAGGUGGAGGACCGUGAGUACUACUACGACAGCUAUAAGGGAGACGACUACAAGGAGGAGCCCACGGAGCCCAGCCCGGUCCCGGCCAAGGAGGCGGCUCACGACGUCCAAGCUGUCUGCUCCCAGGAGGCCAUGACGGGGCCCUGCCGGGCCGUGAUGCCUCGCUGGUACUUCGACCUCGCCCAGGGCAAGUGCGUGCGCUUUAUUUAUGGCGGCUGCGGAGGCAACAGGAACAAUUUUGAGUCUGAGGACUCGUGUGUGGCUGUGUGUAAGACCAUGAUGCCCCCCACCCCGCUGCCCACCAGCGACGUGGACGUGUACUUCGAGACGUCCGCCGACGACAACGAGCACGCGCGCUUCCAGAAGGCCAAGGAGCAGCUGGAGAUCCGCCACCGCCACCGCAUGGACCGGGUGAAGAAGGAGUGGGAAGAGGCUGAGCUGCAGGCCAAGAACCUCCCCAAGGCCGAGAGACAGACCCUCAUCCAGCACUUCCAGGCCAUGGUGACAGCGCUGGAGAAGGAGGCGGCCAGCGAGGAGCAGCAGCUGGUGGAGACGCACCUGGCCCGCGUGGAGGCCAUGCUCAACGACCGACGUGGCAUGGCGCUGGAGAGCUACCUGGCGGCCCUGCAGUCCGACCCGCCGCGGCCGCACCGCAUCCUCCAGGCCCUGCGGCGCUACGUUCGUGCCGAGAACAAAGACCGCCUGCACACCAUCCGGCACUACCAGCACGUGUUGGCCGUGGACCCGGAGAAGGCGGCCCAGAUGAAGCCUCAGGUGAUGACCCACCUCCACGUGAUCGAGGAGCGGAGGAACCAGAGCCUGUCGCUGCUCUACAAGGUCCCUUCCGUCGCCCAGGAGAUCCAGGAGGAGAUAGAUGCCCUGCUGCAGGAGCAGCGUGCGGACGUGGACCAGUUCACGGCCUCCAUCUCCGAGACCCCCGUGGACGUGCGGGUGAGCUCCGAGGAGAGCGAGGAGCUGGCCGCCUUCCAGCCCUUCCAUCCCUUCCCGUCCCUGCCUGAGAGCGAAGACCCUCAGCCGGAGUCGUACCACCCCAUGAAGAAAGGCUCCGGUGCCGGCGAGCCAGCCGGGGGGCUGAUCGGGGCCGAGGAGAAAGUGAUCAACAGUAAGAAUAAAGUGGACGAGGACAUGGUCAUCGAUGAGACCCUGGACGUGAAGGAGAUGAUCUUCAAUGCCGAGCGCGUGGGUGGCCUGGUGGAGGAGCCGGAGGCGGCGGGGCCCCUGCGUGAGGACUUCAGCCUGAGCAGCAGUGCCCUCAUCGGCCUGCUGGUCAUCGCCGUGGCCAUCGCCACGGUCAUCGUCAUCAGCCUGGUGAUGCUGAGGAAGCGGCAGUACGGCACCAUCAGCCACGGCAUCGUGGAGGUGGACCCCAUGCUCACCCCCGAAGAACGUCACCUGAACAAGAUGCAGAACCACGGCUACGAGAACCCCACGUACAAGUACCUGGAGCAGAUGCAGAUCUGAGGGCCCCCCCGCCUCUCGCCCUCUCGAGCCCCCAGACCACCGAGACGGGGCACACCCACGGGUGCCACUUCCUUGCUCCCAGGCGGGCGGCCCGCGGCCAGCGCCCCUGCGUCCGGGACGGGCUGGACACCGGAGCGCGUGGCUGUAGUUCCCUUUUUUUAAAUUAAGCAGAUGUCCCUCUUCUCGGUCCUCACUCGCCCUCUGCAGCCCUGCUCCAGCCGCGGGCGUGGAAGCGAAGCCCCAGGCCCGUCCACCGUCCGUCCGGCUUUUAUUGGGGAGGGGGAGAGGGGGGCUGGGCGCGGCAGGGGGGCCACCCCCUUCCGUGAGCUUCCAGAGAAGUGACCGCCGGAAGCGCUCCCAGAGCACCUGAGCCCCGUCCCUAGAGCCCGCCUUGGGGCGUCCGGACCCCCUACUGCUCUGCCCCCCCAGCUUUCCCCGGCACGUGCUCCCCUCGGACAUGGGCUUGGCCUCCCCGCUGCCCACCUCCCGGCGCCCCUGCAGGAGGGACGGGAGCGACCUGGGAGGACCCCGCCAUCCACGCCCGCCCCGGCCCUCCGUGAUGCUUGUCUGGUGUGUGGAUACGCUCACAGCUCUUCUCUUUUUUUUAUCCAGAAGGUUCUGGUAACCUGUGGUAUUUCUUUCGAUUUUUGUUCCUUUGGUUUUGUCUGUCUUUUCCUUUUUUCUUUUUUCUGUUUCCCCGUGGCUGUCAUCCUUAGUUCUCUCCCUCCUCCCCUUAUCCAUGUCUCUUCCCACUAUGCACAGAUAAACUUCACCUACCAACUCCUUAAUCUGAUCUGUGGAGAAUGUACAGAGUUUAAACACAUCAAUAAAUAACUUCCACCAAGA